CGCAGCCCCUCGGGCGGGCGCGCAGGAACAUGGCCGGGCAGGGCGGCAGCAGCGCUGGAGGCCGCGGCGUUGUGAUUUCAGACAAUUGGCCUGGAUACAGUCUGGAUUUGUUCACUUACCCUCAACACUACUAUGGUGACCUGGAAUAUGUGCUCAUUCCUCAUGGCAUUAUUGUUGACAGGACAGAACGACUGGCGAAAGAUAUUAUGCAAGACAUUGGAGACAAUGAUAUUGUGGUUCUCUGUGUCCUCAAAGGUGGCUACAAGUUCUGUGCUGAUCUUGUGGAGCACAUUAAAAAUCUCAGCAGAAAUUCAGAAAGGUUCAUCUCCAUGAAAGUCGAUUUUGUUAGACUGAAAAGUUACCACAAUGAUCAGUCUAUGCAAGAUAUGCAGAUAAUUGGAGGAGAUGAUCUUUCAAAGCUGACUGGCAAGGAUAUUGUUGGAACUGGAAGGACCAUGAAGGUUCUCCUUAACAAUAUAGAAAAAUACAAGCCAAAAAUGAUUAAAGUAGCAAGCUUGUUGGUGAAAAGAACAUCUCGGCCUGAUGGGUACAGACCAGAUUAUUAUGGAUUUGAAAUUCCAGAUUUAUUUGUGGUAGGUUAUGCCUUAGACUACAAUGAGCACUUCAGAGAUUUAAACCACAUAUGUGUUAUCAACGAUCAUGGCAAAAGAAAAUACAGAGUCUGAAGCAAUAACAUCAACACCUGAAUAUUUAUGUGAAGCAAAAAUUUGACUACACUCCUUCAAGCAUCUCCCAGAAAAGUGAUUCAACUAGCUUGUAUGUCUUUCAACUCAGUAUAAUAAGGGGUUUACUCUAGAGAUGCUAAUGAAUAUUUACAGAUGUGAGAGGUCUUAUCUCAAAUGUGAAACAUAGGACUUUUACAGUUACUACCUUUAUUACAUAUUAAAAUUACCACCUAAGAUGCCUUUUGACUAAUAACUUGUCUGCCUCAGGUCUCAUUGUGAACACAUCUUUUCUUUGCUCAGUUCUUCAUUCCACCUAUUGCAAUUGCAAUAAUUUCACCUACUUUGCUGUGUUGCACAAGGUAGUUCAAAAGUGCCAUUCUGUGCAUGAAAAUUAUUUUACAAGAUUUUACUGACUUCAUCAUGCUUUUAGUCUUGGUCAGAUAUGCUGCUGCAAAAUUGAAAGCAUUAUUUUGACUUAAUUCCACAACUCAAAAGUUUCACUGGAAGUUUUGUGUUGUGCUGCAGUUCAUUACUGACUCCUCAAACAAAUUUUUAGCUCCCAGAAUGUGCUGAAUUAGAAUGAAGGUCAAAAUGAACCUUUGCAAGACACUGUUGAUCCAAAAUUGGAAGAUAUCAUGGUUCUGGUAUGUCAUGUAGCCAUAGAUCUGACCUGUUUAAUGUGCUGAAUUUUAAUCAAGACAAAACAAUGCCAGGCAGAUUUGAAUUUCUGCAUGGUAUCCCUUUCUUCUUGUAGCACACAAACAAGUAUAAAAAUGAACAGUGUUUUCCUGAGCUCAUUUUCUUAACUUAUCCUCAUUAAGCACAAAAGUUUAAUGUUAGUCAGACAAUUAUUCAGUUACGAUUUGAUUCUGUAAUGUGUCUAAGUAGAGAUUUCUGUAACCAUCUGCCAUCUUAGAGAAUACAGGUCUGGCAAUGCUGAAGGAGUCUUGUAUGGAAAAAAAGAAAAAUAUACAAGACAACACAGAAAACCAGUUAAUGCAUGAGUGUUGUAGACUCUAGACUCCUUCCUUUGUAGAUCAUGCUUGAAGAAGUUUGUGAAUUUUAUGUACUGUAUUAGCUGUGAAAAGUUUAAUCCUGUAUUAAAUAUAACUGUUCUUAACAACUUCCUGAGGAAAAACAAUGCAAAGUAAGUAGCUGUGUAUCAGUAGCUUUGCUCUGAACUGUGAGACACAGAUUGUUACUAGCUGCAGAUUCCUAUAAACUAAUAAAGAAACGUUAAGAAUGCUUAUUUCA
Molecule: messenger RNA, 1940 nt
Organism: Lonchura striata (white-rumped munia)
Lineage: Eukaryota; Metazoa; Chordata; Aves; Passeriformes; Estrildidae
Gene: PRTFDC1
Product: phosphoribosyl transferase domain containing 1
Biological process (GO): purine ribonucleoside salvage
Cellular component (GO): cytosol
Molecular function (GO): hypoxanthine phosphoribosyltransferase activity
Source: RefSeq, a predicted model, not a curated record